UUUGCUAUAGCAAACUAUUAGUAACAGUAACAGCGCAGGCUAAUAUAACUAUUAAUUGAGUAGUAAAUUCUGAAAAUAUUAAAUUUCCUUAUUUUUAUUUGAGAGGCGAAUAAAUAAUUAUCUGGUGUUAGUUUGAAACGUAAUAUUAUUAUUGAUUUUUGUGUGUGUGUGUUCGGAAAGAUUGACAGUAACGGUCGCUCGUUUCACACAGCUUUAAUACAAAUCUGACUGCGCAUGCGCAUGACAACUGUUUCUUCCAGCGUGAUUCUUUACCGAACAGGAUUGUAUCUGGACAGGUUAAAUGAUUGGAAGAUGCUGGUGUUGUGAUCAUGUUGUUGCAGAAUCAGAGUUAUAUGACACAACAUGGUGGUGGUGUGCGAUUCUUUUCUCUGUGCCACAUCAGCAGUGAGAGAUCAGAUUAGAUCAGACUGCAGUUGAGUGUCAGGGUGAAUGGCUCAGAGUCAGACUGAGCACGCAGAAGCUCAGCUGGCUGAAAUCGAGCUGCUGCUGAGCAUGUUUCCCAGCCAGGACGAGCUGGAGGUGGAGCAGGUGGCGUAUGCAGAGCUCAGGUCUUAUGUGGAAGGCACAGCGGACUGUCCACCAGAUACCAGACCUGAACUCUGCGUCAAGAUCAGGACACACACCGGGGUGGACGUUUCACUCUCAUGCACAUACCCGUCUGACUAUCCUGCAGUGCUGCCCGAGAUCGUAGUCAGGUGUGGGGAGUUGAGCAGGGCGCAGCACACCUGCCUCGUCUCCGGGCUGCGCUCGUACCUGCGUGAGAACUGCACGGGCGAAGUGUGUGUGCUGUCCGCCGUCGACUGGCUCAGAGAUCACACACACGAAUACCUCGAGCAGGACGACAGCAACGAUGACGACGGUGCGAAAGGAACAACGGAAACACAGAUCGGAGAAACCUUUACCAGGCUGUGGAUCUACAGCCAUCACAUCUACAACAAGAGCAAAAGGAAGAACAUCCUGGAGUGGGCCAAAGAGCUGCAGCUGACCGGCUUCAGCAUGCCGGGGAAGCCAGGGGUUGUGUGUGUGGAGGGUCUACAGGCUGCCUGUGAGGAAUUCUGGGCCAGGGUGAAGGUCCUGACCUGGAAGCGCAUCAUGAUCCGUCACAGAGAGGAUGUCCCACUGGACUCAGUCACUCAGAACGCAGAAUCUCUGCGUCGGUUCGAUGGCUUUGAGGAGGCCGCAUUCGAUCCUCAUGGGAACAGAGGGAACCACAUGGACCUCGGGCAGCUCUUCCAGUUCCUCAGUGAGCGAGGUUGUGCCCAAAUCUUCCAGCUCUACUUUGGAGUCGAAGGGAGAUGAGCGAUGACUCUUCAUGAAGCAGGUUUUGAGUUUUAAAAGUGUGUGUGUGUGUGAGAGAGAAAGGGAGAUGAAUGAAGUGCCUCUGUUUUAAGCAAUACACAAUUUCCAUGUCAUGGAAUAAACAGUUAAGCAUAAACUGUCUUUUUUUUUAAUCUGUUCUAUAUCCCUUUGAUCUGUGUGUAUAUUGCUCUCACCGUCCACUUUAUUAGGAACAGAACAGUAACACAGAUUCGACACGCUGCCUGAAAGGUUUCUUUGAGAUUCUGGUCCACUAUGGCCUGACAUCACUGCUGAAUGUUUGUCAAAUUCAUGCUCCCAAAGGUGUCCUACUGGAUUCAGAUCUCAGUCAUGUUCUGUCAUCUUCAUGGAAGCAGAUUGAGAUUACUUUGUGACUUUAUCAUGCUGGAUGUAGCCAUUAGAAGAAGGUAUGAUACUCAGAUAGACUGCGGCAUUCAAAUGAUACUCAGGUGGUAUUAUGGUGUCCAAGAAAGCGAUCCCCACACCAUUAAACCAGCACCAGCAUGAAUUGUUCAUACAAGGCAGGUUGGGUCCAUGGAUUUAUGCAGCUGAUGUGGAAUUAUGACCUCACCUAAACAGUUAAGGCUCUGGGGUACUGAUUAUAAGCUUUGGGGGUUCAAGUCCAGGCACCACCAAGCUGCUGCCAUUGGGCUUUUGAGCAAGGCUCUUAACUGUCUCUGCUCCAGGGACACUGUAUCAUAGCUGACACUGUGCUCUGACCCCAACUUCUUAAGCUGGGAUAUGUGAAGAAAAGAAUUUCACUGUGUAGUAAUUUAUGUGACACUUAAAGGCUUCAUCUUCUUCAUGAAAGUGUGCAGAUCAGGCAAUGUUUUUUCCAUGGUUCUUUCUCAAAACUGUGAUUCAGUACUCAUAGUAACAUCAAAUGAUGUUACAGCUUCAUUAGAACUGAGUAUGGCAUGUCACUGAAUGUGGCAGCCAUACUGCAUACAAACUUUCCUGAAUAGGGAGGUCUGGUUUCAUACCUUAUGCAAAUGAUCACACAUUUCAGUGGGCGGAGCUAAUACGGUCUAUACAGUAAUUUUUUAGCGUUUGAGCAACACCAUUAAGUAAUUUUCACCUUGUUUUUUCAUUUCCCAAGACUUGUUUUUGUGUGCAACAACAUGAAUUGCACCCAGGUUCAACAUUUUGUGGGUUCUGAGUUUCUUUUCUGUCCUUCACGGUCAUACAGAGUCUGUAAAGAUGUUUUCACCUCCUGACCAAUUAAGCCACAAGUUGGCGGCAAGCAAGAAGAAUACAAUUAUGUAGACUCGAUGGAUGAACUUUGUAAAGAAUAAAACACUUGUGACCGUGCUGUUAUCAGAAAAUAAG
Messenger RNA from Hemibagrus wyckioides, 2667 nucleotides. It is a transcript of the gene rwdd2b, whose product is annotated as RWD domain containing 2B. Gene Ontology annotation, molecular function: protein binding. The record is from RefSeq and is a predicted model, not a curated record. NCBI's taxonomy places the organism in Eukaryota, Metazoa, Chordata, Actinopteri, Siluriformes, Bagridae. Bases 451 to 1320 code for a protein of 289 amino acids. The transcript is spliced from 4 exons.